AUGUCGUCCCCUUCACCCUCUCUGCGCAAGAGAGGUGGAAAGAAGGAGGCUUACACUGCUUUGCCAUCCAAUGAUGGCUCCUUGAGGCCUGUGGCCGCUCCGGCCAAGCCUAAGUCAGAAUGGGACUAUUGGCUGGCCAUUUCCAUUCUGACCCUGUUGGCUUUCAUAACCCGCUUCUGGCGGAUCGAUUAUCCCAAUGAGGUCGUCUUCGACGAGGUUCACUUUGGAAAGUUUGCCUCAUACUACCUCCAACGCACCUAUUUCUUCGACGUUCACCCGCCCUUCGGAAAACUCUUGUUUGCCUUUGUGGGAUGGUUGAUUGGAUUCGAUGGUAGCUUUUUGUUCGAGAACAUCGGUGACUCGUACAUUGAAAACAAUGUGCCUUACCUGUCCCUUCGUGCCAUGCCAGCAACCCUCGGUGCCUUGACAAUUCCCGUGGUGUUCUUGAUUAUGUGGGAAUCCGGAUACUCUUUGCCGGCCUGCGUGCUGGCUGCCGGUCUGAUGGUGUUCGACAAUGCCCACGUUGGUGAGGACCGCCUGAUCCUCCUGGAUUCUACUUUGGUCAUCACCAUGGCGCUUAGUAUCUUGUGCUAUGUCCGGUUCUACAAGCUACGACACCAGCCAUUUGGUCGCAAGUGGUGGAAGUGGUUGCUUUUGACCGGUUUCUGUAUGAGCUGUGUCAUCUCGACCAAAUACGUGGGUGUCUUCACUUUCGUCACUAUUGGUGCGGCAGUCGCAAUCGACCUUUGGAAUCUAUUGGAUAUCAACCGACGCGAUGGUGCUCUUGAUAUGGUCACAUGGAUCAAGCACCUUGUUGCUCGUGGAGUGGGCCUGGUUAUCAUCCCCUUCUUCUUCUACCUAUUCUGGUUCCAGGUCCACUUUACCAUCCUCAACCGCUCCGGCCCUGGCGAUGAGUUCAUGUCCCCUGAGUUCCAAGAGACCCUCAGUGACAAUGCGAUGACUGCCCAGUCGGUUGGCAUUGAAUACUUUGACCAAAUCAGUAUGCGCCACAAGGACACCAAGGUUCUGCUUCACAGCCACUGGGAGAAGUAUCCUCUUCGCUAUGACGAUGGCCGCAUCUCCAGUCAAGGUCAGCAGGUGACUGGAUACCCUCACAACGAUACCAACAACCUGUGGGAGGUUCUGCCAACCGUUCCCCUGGCCGAAGGCAAGUCCAAGAGUGUGCGAAAUGGAGACGUGAUCCAGCUCCGCCAUGUUGGCACUGACUCGUACCUUCUGACACACGAUGUUGCAUCUCCAUACUUCCCUACCAACCAGGAGUUCACCACCAUUUCGCAGGAGCUGGCCACUGGCGAGCGUCACAACGAUACACUGUUUGAGCUCAAGAUCGAGAAUGGCAAGCCCUUCCAGGAAUUUCGCACUUAUUCAAGCUUGAUCAAGCUCAUUCACGUACCCACUCGCGUGGCCAUGUGGACCCACACCACUCCUCUUCCUGAGUGGGGAUUCAAGCAGGCUGAGAUCAACGGAAACAAGAACAUCCUCCAGUCCAGCAACAUCUGGUAUGCGGAGACCAUUGAAGGCAUCGAGGAGGGUAGCCCUCGUUUGAAUAAAGAGGAGCGCCAGGUUAAGUCGCUUUCCUUCUUGCGAAAGUACUUUGAGUUGCAGGGUGCUAUGUUCCACCACAACAAUGCACUGACUAGCAGUCACCCCUAUGCCACCGAGCCCUUCCAGUGGCCUUUCCUGCUGCGCGGUGUGAGCUUCUGGACUAAAAAUGAAACCCGGGGACAGAUCUACUUCUUGGGUAACCCCAUCGGAUGGUGGAUUGCCAGCAGUUUGCUGGCUGUAUUUGCCGGCAUUGUCGGAGCGGAUCAGCUUUCGCUUCGCCGUGGUAUUGACGCAUUGGAGGAAAUUUGGGGUCCUGGCACUCGUUCCCGCCUGUACAACAGCACCGGAUUCCUGUUCCUGUGCUGGGCUGCCCACUACUUCCCCUUCUGGUUGAUGGGUCGUCAGCGUUUCCUGCACCACUACCUGCCGUCCCACCUCGCCUCGACCAUGGUGACCGGUGCGCUUGUCGAGUUCAUCUUCAACGUGUCGCCACUCGACCCAGCCACUGCCGCACCCCCUGCGGAUGAUCCCUCCGGUAAGGCUAAGGGCCGGGUCAGCCGCAAUGUCCGCCGCUUCGUGACAGCCAAGGAGCGCAUGGGCCUUAACUCGGUGCUUGCCGCAUGGGCCGCGACCAUUGUCAUUCUCGCAGCCACCAUCGGUGGCUUCAUCUUUUAUGCGCCUCUGACCUAUGGCACUCCUGGCCUGGAUGUCGCAGGCGUUAACGCCCGCAAGUGGCUGAACUACGAUCUCCACUUUGCCAAAUAA
Molecule: messenger RNA, 2331 nt
Organism: Penicillium pulvis
Lineage: Eukaryota; Fungi; Ascomycota; Eurotiomycetes; Eurotiales; Aspergillaceae
Gene: pmt4
Product: dolichyl-phosphate-mannose-protein mannosyltransferase
Exons: 3
Coding region: 1-2331 (776 amino acids)
Biological process (GO): protein O-linked glycosylation via mannose
Cellular component (GO): membrane; endoplasmic reticulum
Molecular function (GO): dolichyl-phosphate-mannose-protein mannosyltransferase activity
Source: RefSeq, a predicted model, not a curated record